Messenger RNA from Colletotrichum destructivum, 1745 nucleotides. RefSeq names its product Putative quinone oxidoreductase/zeta-crystallin, GroES-like superfamily, alcohol dehydrogenase. The coding region runs from base 681 to 1688 and encodes 335 amino acids. NCBI's taxonomy places the organism in Eukaryota, Fungi, Ascomycota, Sordariomycetes, Glomerellales, Glomerellaceae. Gene Ontology annotation, cellular component: mitochondrion. Gene Ontology annotation, molecular function: zinc ion binding; oxidoreductase activity. The transcript has 3 exons. The record is from RefSeq and is a predicted model, not a curated record.
UUCGUCCGUAACAUUCGCAAAUAAUUUUCCAGGCUUCUCCAAGUGAACUCUUGCGAGACUCAAGAACCAUCAGACCUAGAUCCAUCUCAUUAUGACUACCUUGCUACUUGCACGACACGUUACGAAUGUGUAUUGGGACAUAGUUCAGUGAAUCUUGACCAAUUUCAACUCGUAGCUCAGCAUUGCAGGUAAGCACAUCAAUGGCGAAUAAUGGCCAUGACCAAUUCCCAUCGCCACGCCGCGCCACAACUUAAAGGGCAUUUGACGACAAACCCACUCGGAGAAGGGGACACUGGCAUGACAAGCAGCGCUCGGGCCAACGUCCUUCACCGGCACCCGCCUCCACAUCCCCGGAAUUCACACACCGAGAGCGACCCAAAACCAGCCAACGAGGGACUGCCAGUAUGCCUCGGCUCCCCUCCUCAGCGUCUCCAAGACCCCCGGUCCGGGGUAGCAACGCGUACGGAACCUCGAAACUAGCAACGCCUGUGGCUUGAAGUCUCGUUUUCGAGAAUCGCACACAAAGUCACCAUUGUCAUCUCCCGACUCAUCCGGAUCAUUUUGAAACUUCAUCCUUUGCAUCCGAAUCCAUUCCAUCCGCUUUGGCAAGCUCACGCAGAGGCGGGCUUCAGAUUAUUUCAUUCGUAAACCACGGCAAAAGUGAACAAGAAAUCGUCACAAUGCGCGGCAUAGAGAUCAAGGAAUAUGUCAAGUCUCCCAAAGAGCUCCGUGUGACGGACCUCCCAGACCCCGUUCCCAAGAAGGACGACGAGUACCUCAUUCAAGUCCACGCCACGGCAGCAAACUUCUUUGACAUCCUCCAAAUCCAAGGGAAAUACCAGACCCAGCCUCCCUUCCCCUGGAUCUCAGGCGCCGAGUUCGCCGGUACAGUUCUCAAAGCCCCGUCAUCCAACCCUAAAUACCCCGUCGGCGCUCGCGUUUUUGGCGCCACACAGGGCGCUUUCGCCACCAAGUGCCUCGCCCGCGAGCGGGACCUCCUCCCCAUCCCCGAAGGCUGGUCCUAUCAGGCGGCCGCUGGCCUCUUCGUCACGGCGCCGACGUCUUACGGCGCCCUAGUCGUCCGCGCAGGAAUCAAGACCGGCGACAUCGUCCUUGUCCAUGCCGCCGCCGGUGGCGUCGGUCUCGCCGCUGUGCAGGUCGCAAAGGCCUUUGGUGCCACCGUCAUCGCGACGGCGUCGACGCCCCGCAAGCUCGAGGUCGCAAAGGCGUUCGGUGCGGACCACGUCGUCGACUACCGUGAAGCCGACUGGCCAACAAAGGUCAAGGCGCUGACGCCCAAGGGCAGGGGCGUGGACAUCGUCUACGACCCCGUGGGCAUGGUCGACGCGAGCACAAAGUGCACGGCGUGGAACGGGCGCAUACUCAUUAUCGGCUUCGCAGCCGGCAAGAUCGAAAAGGUCGCCAUGAACAAGGUCCUCCUCAAGAAUAUCAGCCUCGUAGGCAUAUUCUGGGGCCAGUAUGCCGUCAAAGAGAAGGAGACGGUCGUCGAGGUAUGGAAGGGCAUUAUGAGGCUUGUCACCGAGGGAAAGCUGCGUGGAACCGAGUUCACAGACGAGGAGUUUGUCGGCCUGGAGCGCGUCCCUGAUGCGCUGAUAGCCCUCGGAAGCAGAGGCACCUGGGGUAAGGUGGUUGUGAAGAUCCCUCAGGAUGGCCAGAGCAAGUUGUAAAGAACGCGACAGAACAUUUAUUUGAAGAGCCGAUGCCUAAUCACGACUCGAUUUUUC